Molecule: messenger RNA, 975 nt
Organism: Fraxinus pennsylvanica
Lineage: Eukaryota; Viridiplantae; Streptophyta; Magnoliopsida; Lamiales; Oleaceae
Source: the annotation of a GenBank genome assembly
AUGAUUCCUUCUAAAAACCUCUUCAGACAGCAGUUUUGUGGUAGUUAUUUUCAGGGUUUCGGUCUUGUGAGCCCAUCAGAUGGUUUUGAUUAUUGUAGUGGAAAUUGCUUAUUAGGAUCUGAUCACCAGGUAGAUCCAAUGGCGGAAGAUGAAUCAAGAACUGGGAGUACUGUAAAUGAAACAGCAGGCUCCAGUUUAAAAGAUGUUCAAGAAGAUAAAGAUGAAGGGUGGCUUCAAUUGAGUAUUGGUGGCCGCCACACAGUAAGCAGUAAUAAGAAGCAAGAACAGGUGGAUCAAAAAAGAAGAUUAAUCGAGCUUGAUCUUCUACCAAGUAGUAAUUAUAAUUCUGAUUCACAAGUGAUGAGAACAUUAGGCCCUAUGCUUAACAUGACGGAACAUUCAGCUCCUCAGCCUACAGUUAUGAAUUUGGCUGCCGGUUCCGGCUAUAACCUCCCAAUUCUCUGGCAACAUCCAACCGGAACUAGUUCUAAUUUUCCUCGUCAAGAGAUUAACAAGACGUUUAGGCCUACUCCAGUUAAUAUAGCAACAUCUUCGUCGUCAAUGCCUCCCCUUCCAUUUCAAAUCCAUGACGGAAUGGAUACCUCCGGGCCAGGUCUAGAGUUCAGAGUCAUUCGUCCUCCUCGGAGACCACAUUCCGGCAUAUGGUUUAUGCUUCAAGCAUCACAAAAUCAAGCAAAAGAACCAUUUCUGCCUCAGAUAUCCAGGAGCUAUCUAAGAAUCAAGGAUGGAAGUAUGACGAUUCAAUUCGUAAUCAAGUAUCUGGUUAACAAGCUUAGACUCGAAAGCGAAUCAGAGAUAGAGAUAAGAUGUAGAAGACAAAAGCUUCAACCUUUCUUGACGUUGCAGCAUGUAAGGGACAGCAUAUGGAGACCAAUGGAGAUGGUAACUUUGCUUCCAGAUUCCUCAACUACUGAUCAUAUAAUGGUUCUACACUAUGGAAGAACGAGUGCUUAA